AAUUCCGGUAGCAUAACUCCCGAGUCCCAACUAGAGUUUCCAAACUUCCCUAUUCCCGCUCGUUUGCCCCUUUUCCAAACCCUAACCCUAACCCUAACCCUAACCCUAACUCAUAUCAAAAUCUUCCUUUCUCUCUUCGAUUUCUUCUUCUUCUUCUUCUUCUUCUCACAAUGGCGUCUGAAGCCGUAGACGAGAGUUUGAAGAAGCUGGAAUACCUUUCCCUCGUCUCCAAGGUCUGUACGGAGCUCGAAUCCCACGUUGGAUGCAGCGACAAGGUCCUGGCUGAGUUCAUCACAGAUCUCGGCCGUCGAUCCGAGACGGUCGACGAGUUCGACGCCAAGCUGAAGGAGAACGGCGCUGAGAUGCCCGACUACUUCGUCCGCACCCUCCUCACCAUCAUCCACGCCAUCCUCCCUCCCAAAUCAAAAUCCGACAAGACAACUGUCGCCGACGGCAAGAAGACGACGGCGUUCCCGGCGCUGGCGAUCGCUGAUGAUCGCGACCGGGCAAGGGACCUGGGUAGAGAAAUUGAGAAGGAGGCAAAACAGAAGGAUCGAGAUGAUCAAGAUCGGGACGAAGAACGGGAUAGAGAUCGCGACAGGGAUCGAGAUCGGGGCCGGGAUCGACAUCAGGACCGAGAUCGUGGUCGGGAUAGAGAUCGCAAUCGCGAUCGGGAUCAGUAUGGAGACAGGAGAAGUGAUAGAUAUAGGGAUGAAAGGGAUGAUAGGCGUAGAGAUAGACAGGAUGAUGACAAAAGUGAUUCUAGAGUGAGGGGAAGGCACAGUGAUCGGCAUGGUAGAGAUCAAAGAAAUGGAUAUGAUGAGAAUCGCGAUGAUGGUAGAGAUAGAGAGGAUGGUGAUAGAAGCGAUUCUAGGGCGAGGAGGAAACAUGGUGAUCGGCACAGGAGAGAUCGCAGUGAUGAAUUUGAUGAGAAUGGCGAUGAUGGCGAUAGGGUCCAGCAGAGUGGACGUCACUAUUCGGACGAGCCUGAAUUGUACAGGGUGUAUGCAGGCAGGGUUUCCAGAGUGAUGGACACGGGCUGCUUUGUCCAGCUGAAUGAUUUUAGAGGGAAAGAGGGGCUAGUUCAUGUUUCACAGAUUGCUAGUCGGAGGGUUGCGAAUGCAAAGGACUUUGUGAAGCGCGACCAGGAGGUGUUUGUGAAGGUGAUAUCAGUUUCAGGCCAGAAGCUGAGCCUAUCUAUGAGGGAUGUUGAUCAGAAAACAGGAAUGGAUUUACUUCCAAUGAAGAGGACCUCAGAGGAUGAUGCUCUUAGCGCAAACCCAUCGAGCAUGAAUCCGGGCCCGACGACUAGGAAAGGCCUUUCAGGGAUUACGAUUGUGGAGGAGGAUAGUAGUGUUCCAUCACGGCGGCCGUUGAAGCGGAUGAGCUCGCCGGAGAGAUGGGAAGCGAAGCAGCUGAUUGCUUCGGGUGUUUUGGGCGUGAAGGAUUACCCGAUGUAUGAUGACGAUGGUGAUGGUAUGCUGUAUCAGGAAGAGGGCGCUGAGGAAGAGCUGGAGAUUGAGUUGAAUGAGGACGAGCCCGCAUUCUUGCAGGGGCAGAGCAGAUACUCCAUUGACAUGUCACCUGUGAAGAUCUUUAAGAAUCCAGAGGGGUCAUUGAGUCGUGCGGCAGCGCUCCAGUCUGCUCUAAUAAAGGAGAGAAGAGAGGUGCGAGAGCAGCAGCAGCGGACCAUGCUCGAUUCAAUCCCCAAAGAUCUCAACCGUCCGUGGGAAGAUCCAAUGCCAGAAACAGGUGAGAGGCACCUUGCACAGGAGCUAAGGGGUGUGGGAUUGUCCGCGUAUGACAUGCCUGAAUGGAAGAAGGAUGCCUUCGGGAAGGCCCUGACGUUCGGGCAGAGAUCGAAGCUUUCUAUUCAGGAGCAGAGGCAGAGCCUGCCCAUCUAUAAAUUGAAGAAAGAGCUGAUCCAGGCUGUAAAUGAAAACCAGGUGCUGGUAGUCAUUGGAGAGACGGGUUCCGGCAAGACAACCCAGGUUACACAGUAUCUAGCUGAAGCGGGUUACACGACCAGGGGUAAGAUAGGAUGUACUCAGCCUCGUAGGGUUGCGGCUAUGUCAGUGGCAAAGAGGGUGGCAGAAGAGUUUGGAUGCCGCUUGGGAGAGGAAGUUGGCUAUGCUAUUCGGUUUGAGGAUUGCACUGGACCUGAGACUGUGAUCAAAUAUAUGACUGACGGUAUGCUUCUUAGGGAGGUUCUGGUGGACGAUGAACUUAAACAGUACUCUGUAAUUAUGUUGGAUGAAGCUCACGAGAGGACAAUCCAUACUGAUGUUCUUUUCGGGCUAUUAAAACAGCUUGUAAAACGAAGACCCGACCUUCGUUUGAUUGUCACGUCCGCUACUCUUGAUGCAGAGAAGUUUUCUGGGUAUUUUUUCAACUGUAACAUCUUCACCAUUCCUGGAAGAACAUUUCCGGUUGAGAUACUUUACACAAAACAGCCGGAAAGUGACUACCUUGACGCAGCACUGAUCACAGUCUUGCAAAUUCACCUGACAGAACCCGAAGGUGACAUCCUUCUCUUCUUAACAGGUCAAGAGGAGAUUGAUCAUGCAUGCCAGUCCCUCUACGAGAGAAUGAAAGGGCUUGGGAAGAAUGUACCAGAACUGAUAAUAUUGCCUGUUUACAGUGCUCUUCCUAGUGAAAUGCAGUCGAGGAUUUUUGAACCUGCUCCUCCAGGGAAGAGGAAGGUGGUUGUGGCUACCAACAUUGCUGAGGCUUCGUUGACCAUUGAUGGGAUAUUCUAUGUUAUAGAUCCGGGUUUUGCAAAGCAGAAUGUGUAUAAUCCAAAACAGGGACUUGAUUCUCUGGUCAUAACUCCAAUUUCACAAGCAUCAGCAAAGCAACGAGCUGGACGUGCUGGUCGUACGGGACCUGGGAAAUGUUAUCGCCUUUACACUGAGAGUGCUUAUCGUAAUGAAAUGUCUCCUACUUCAAUUCCGGAAAUUCAAAGGAUCAAUCUUGGAUUAAUAACACUCGCUAUGAAGGCUAUGGGGAUAAAUGAUCUUUUGUCUUUUGAUUUUAUGGAUCCACCAUCUCCCCAAGCCCUCGUCUCUGCCAUGGAGCAGCUUUACAGUCUAGGGGCACUGGACGAAGAGGGGCUCCUGACCAAGUUGGGUAGGAAAAUGGCAGAAUUCCCAUUGGAACCACCACUGUCAAAGAUGCUCCUCGCUAGUGUAGAUCUUGGGUGCAGUGAUGAGAUCUUAACUAUCAUUGCAAUGAUUCAGACUCAAAACAUCUUCUACAGGCCUAGGGAGAAACAGGCCCAAGCAGAUCAAAAGAGGGCCAAAUUUUUCCAGCCAGAAGGGGACCAUCUGACUUUGCUUGCAGUUUAUGAGGCUUGGAAGGCGAAAAAUUUCUCUGGACCAUGGUGCUUCGAGAACUUUGUACAGUCUCGAUCGUUGAGGAGGGCACAGGAUGUCAGAAAGCAGCUUCUUACCAUCAUGGACAGGUACAAACUGGACGUUGUAAGUGCUGGUAAGAACUUCACAAAGAUCCGGAAGGCUAUUUGUGCGGGGUUCUUCUUUCAUGCUGCUAGAAAGGACCCACAGGAAGGUUAUAGAACCCUGGUCGAGAACCAGCCUGUGUACAUACAUCCUAGCAGCGCACUUUUCCAAAGGCAGCCUGACUGGGUCAUAUACAAUGAGCUCGUCAUGACCACGAAAGAAUACAUGCGCGAGGUUACUGUCAUUGACCCGAAAUGGCUGGUGGAGCUUGCGCCUAGGUUUUUCAAGGUGGCUGAUCCUACGAAGAUGAGCAAGCGCAAGCGGCAAGAGCGCAUUGAACCACUCUAUGAUAGAUACCAUGAACCCAAUUCGUGGCGUUUGAGUAAGCGGCGUGCUUAAAUGUGCACAGCCGCUUCGGCUAUUUGUUCUGUAUAGUAGUUUUUCUGGAUGUUGUCUAAGCAAUGCCAUGUACAAAUCCCCUUGUAUACCCCCAAUAUUUUUCACCAAUCAUUCCUCUUUCAAGUUAACAGAGGGAUUUU
This is a messenger RNA of Magnolia sinica, 3997 nucleotides long. Its product is annotated as probable pre-mRNA-splicing factor ATP-dependent RNA helicase DEAH5. Gene Ontology annotation, molecular function: ATP binding; RNA helicase activity; RNA binding. Bases 171 to 3857 code for a protein of 1228 amino acids. Lineage: Eukaryota; Viridiplantae; Streptophyta; Magnoliopsida; Magnoliales; Magnoliaceae. The record is from RefSeq and is a predicted model, not a curated record. The transcript has 2 exons. Gene Ontology annotation, cellular component: intracellular anatomical structure; catalytic step 2 spliceosome. Gene Ontology annotation, biological process: spliceosomal complex disassembly; mRNA splicing, via spliceosome.